This is a messenger RNA of Amoebophrya sp. A120, 1007 nucleotides long. The record is from the annotation of a GenBank genome assembly. NCBI's taxonomy places the organism in Eukaryota, Dinophyceae, Syndiniales, Amoebophryaceae.
GAACGCCGCGGAAGGCAAAUUGCGCGGCGCCCCCCUCCGCCUUCCCCUUCGGGCAGGUAGAAGCGCGGCGCCCGCCUGUGGUACGGGCGCGCGGCCGGGCCGGGGCAUCGGCGCGGCCGAGAUCACACCGGGUCAAUUCCCCCGGCGGCUUCGAUGUGUCGCGGGCGCCCCGCCUUUCGUGCCGUCGUUCGGUCCAUUAGGACGGCCCAUCGCGCCGUCUUGCUACGACACCUUACAAGCCGCUUCGUACGUGAAAAAAAAACAGCGGGACGUCAUCAAGAUGUGCCUCCGCUUCCCAUCGCUGGCGGAUUUCACCGCGCACAGCUGGGCGCAGAAGGCCUUGGAUGAAGGCAAGCACGAGAACAGCCGGCUGCGCGUGUCGGGCGCAUCGCUGUCCCCGAUUUUCAACGGGAACUACGUGUACGACCGGCCGGGAAAGCGAUGGGUUCACGAGCAGAGCCCCGACCUCGUUUGCGCGUUUACCGCCGUGCGCGGGGAGAAGUCCGAUAGCAACGAGUUCUUCUGCCAGUGGAGUUUUCAGCACGCGUCGGACAAAACCGUCCUGCCGUACUUUCUCCGGAGUGGAAGCAUCGAGCCGCCGACCGGAGAGAAGGAGGCAUGGAACCACGGGUCGAUGCAAUACCGCGGGGAGGACGAGAAGAUGCGGGUGGAGUACAUUUCGGGAGAGAACGGGGGAGAGAGGUUGAGCAACGCGGUUGAGCUUAGGGCGUGAGGAAUUCGUCCUACGAAAUCUAAGGAACAGUACCCCGCGCAGCCAGUUGGUUUUCUUUCUCGGCUUAGGAGGAAUCGACUAGAAAAAAUUCAACAGCGGCACAAGGGAUUCGGCAAACAUCAGUCUCGAUAUCGAAUAUGCUCGCGUGGCAGGAAGUCACCGGAUUGUGAUAUGGAGGCAUACCCUACUGGAGCUGUGCUACUACAAACGGGUCGCGUUUUGUGCAUCUUCCUAUUCAGGCGAUAAUGAGAAUCCAGGGACGUAAACGAAUAGG